Messenger RNA from Closterium sp. Naga37s-1, 234 nucleotides. The record is from the annotation of a GenBank genome assembly. NCBI's taxonomy places the organism in Eukaryota, Viridiplantae, Streptophyta, Zygnematophyceae, Desmidiales, Closteriaceae.
GAAGAGGAACUGGGUCCAACAGUUGCUGGCGCCAUGGGUGCUGGCCAGACCAAGGUGGUCGACGCAGACUCAGAGAAUCAGAAGCAAAUCGACGUCCAGGCGCUUUCCAUUGUUGAUGUCAUCGUCGUGCUCUUCGCCCUCUGCUUCCACGCCUUCUUCGAGGGCAUGGCUGUCGGCCUCGCGUCUACUGUUCAAAGAGUCUGGAGCAUGACUGCUCAGAUUAGCGUCAAUGAG